CUUUGUUACGGACCAUUUUCAGAAGAGAGCCUACUAAAUCCAUCUCAGACAGGACUCCAGACAUUGCAGACGGUUGAUUUCCUGUCAGAAUACAACUUGAUGUUAGAAGAGGACACCGUGCAGGACCACAGCAGUGCCGGUCGAUCGGCAUCGAGGUGCAAUGGUGAUUUGUGUCCACCAGGGGCGGUAUGGCCCUGCACUGGUUGUGGGGAGCCCAUCAGAGACCCAGAGGUAUUGCGAGUCGGAACAGACCAGCAGUGGCACAUCGGGUGUCUGUACUGUGAUGAGUGCCACUGUCCUCUAGGAGAGAGCGUCAGCUGCUUCCUAAGGAAUGGCAGGACGCUGUGUAGGACAGAUUAUGGCCGACUAUUUGCUGAGAAGUGCAAGGUUUGCGGGGAGGCUUUGCUGUCCUCUGACCUGGUUGUGAGGGCAGGAGGACAGAUCUACCAUCCUGCCUGUCUGCACUGCUCAAUCUGUGGUGCGUUACUCAGGCCUGGGGAUUCCUUCACACUGGGACCUCAAGGGCCGCGCUGUCAGGCUGAGCACACGACGCCAGAGCAACAGAACCGUGAAGGAGACACGCUGAAACAAAUAAAAGGGAGAAGAGGUGGAGUUUGGGAGAGGUGUGAGGACAGGCUCAAGAGUAGAAGGGUGAGGAUGCGUACUGUCCUCAGUGACUCUCAGCUGAGAGCCCUGCGCUCCUGCUACUCCCAGAGCCCCAGGCCAGAUGCGCUUGCCAAGCUCCAGUUAAGCCGACUGACCGGCCUCAACCAGCGAGUCAUCAGGGUGUGGUUCCAGAACAAACGAUGCAAGGACAAGAAGAGCCAUGCCAGGAGAGGGGCCAGGCCAGCAGGGGGCUUCACAGUGAGUCAGGCCUUGCUGUCUGCCAGACCAAUGGUGGUCCUCUCUCCAGAGACCCCUGACUUCGCCCUCCAGAUCUACAUCUUUAAGUCCCCAUGGCAAUCCCAUGACGGCCAUGCUACUGACAGGAAAGACCAUUUUCUCACGGAGACAUCACAGAGCACAUGUUCCUCAGAGGACCUGCACUCCUCACAGCAUCACAGUGUUUAGGACGUGGUCACCAUGCAGACUGUCUUGAGUCUACAUUAGCACCAUCCCAAUAAACUGUCCAUUAUUCAGAGGUUUCAAUAAAACUGUU
Molecule: messenger RNA, 1159 nt
Organism: Esox lucius (northern pike)
Lineage: Eukaryota; Metazoa; Chordata; Actinopteri; Esociformes; Esocidae
Product: insulin gene enhancer protein isl-2b-like
Exons: 6
Coding region: 100-1071 (323 amino acids)
Biological process (GO): axonogenesis; positive regulation of transcription by RNA polymerase II; neuron fate specification
Cellular component (GO): nucleus
Molecular function (GO): cis-regulatory region sequence-specific DNA binding; DNA-binding transcription factor activity, RNA polymerase II-specific
Source: RefSeq, a predicted model, not a curated record